This is a messenger RNA of Perca flavescens (yellow perch), 3057 nucleotides long. RefSeq names its product EGF domain-specific O-linked N-acetylglucosamine (GlcNAc) transferase (gene eogt). The transcript is spliced from 16 exons. Gene Ontology annotation, molecular function: protein O-acetylglucosaminyltransferase activity. The coding region runs from base 133 to 1710 and encodes 525 amino acids. Lineage: Eukaryota; Metazoa; Chordata; Actinopteri; Perciformes; Percidae. The record is from RefSeq and is a predicted model, not a curated record. Gene Ontology annotation, cellular component: endoplasmic reticulum lumen.
CCGGUAUAAGGUUUCCGGUGUUAUGGCGACCACCGGCAACAUCAUCGCUUCAGUCUGGAGAAUAGCAGGCUGUACAUUCAGAGUGAUGUGAAGAGAGAGGCGGCUAUCUCACAUGUCUGUGUAAUUCUGACUAUGCGGCUCUUUGUAGCGCUGGGCAUAGUUUUUUCUUUCACUGUGGUCACCACUGAGAAGGCUGAGAUCACCACCCACAAACCACCAGCACCGCUGCUCAACUACAGCAGGAUCUCCCUGCUGCCAGAGCACAUACCGUACUUCCUCUACAACAACAAGAGGGUCGCCAAGCAAUGCCGUCUGGACCCACUCUGCCCUUUAAAAGGUGCACUGCAGGAUCUAUCUGCCUGUUGGGGCUACGAGAAGAACUGUGAUCCAAGGAAGCGCUUUAGCUAUCCAGUCUGUACCAAAGCUGACUCUGGAUGGGCCCGUUCUCUGGAGGCAGCACAGGAGCUUUUCUGGAAGCAGGCUGAUUUUGGCUACGUCAAAGAGCGCCUCUCUGAGCUCAAAACACUCUGCAAGGCCAGCAGGCCAGGGGAUUCGUCAUUAAGAUGUAGUAGCCAAACUCGCUUCUGUAAGGCAACUAACCUUUACCUGGACUUGCGUAAGCCACGCAGAAGUCAUGAGAGGUACAAAGAGGACUUCAUUCAGAAGGGUGAGAUUGGCGGUCGUUGCAGACUGAACAAGCGAUCUCUUGCUGCCGAGGGAGAGCACAAGAGCCCCUUGCAAUCUUGGUAUGCUGAGCUGCAAACAUACACAGAGCUGGACUUUCAUCCUAUAGAGGAUGAACACUGUGAUAUCGUCAUUGAAAAACCCACUGUAUUUAUGAAACUGGAUGCUGGGGUGAAUAUGUACCACCAUUUCUGUGACUUUGUCAACCUCUACAUCUCCCAGCACAUUAACAACUCCUUCAGCUCAGAUAUCAACAUCAUCAUGUGGGACACGAGUUUUUAUGGUUAUGGAGAUCUGUUCGGUGAAACAUGGAGGGCCUUCUCAGAGUAUGACAUCAUCCACCUGAAGACCUAUGACUCGAAAAGAGUGUGUUUCAAAGAUGCCUUCUUCUCCCUCCUUCCGAGAAUGAGAUACGGCCUCUUUUACAACACGCCCCUUAUCUCAGACUGCUACAGUGAAGGGAUGUUUAGGGCGUUCUCCCAGCAUGUCCUGCAUCGACUGAACAUCCUGCAAGAUGGGCCAAAGGAGGGGCGUGUUCGUGUCACCCUGCUGGCACGCAGCACAGAAUACAGAAGGAUAUUAAACCAAGUGGAGCUAGUAAAUGCCCUCAAGACUGUGCCUUUACUGGAGGUCAACGUGGUGGACUACAAAUACAAGGAUGUUCCCUUCUUGGUGCAGUUGAGGAUCACCCACAACUCAGAUAUCUUUAUAGGGAUGCACGGGGCGGGUCUCACACACCUCCUCUUCCUCCCUGACUGGGCUGUCAUCUUUGAGCUAUAUAAUUGUCAGGAUGAGAGCUGCUAUCGAGAUUUGGCUCGGCUGCGGGGCAUUCGAUACGUGACUUGGCAGAAAAUGGACAAAGUGCUCCCACAGGACAAGGGUCACCAUCCAACCCUCGGGGACCAUCCAAAGUUUACCAACUACUCCUUUGAUGUGGGGGAGUUCAUGCGCCUUGUGCUGGAGGCAGCUGAUUACGUUACACGCCAUCCCAAAUGGCAGCGUCAUACCGUUCAUGAUGAACUCUAGAGUCUCUGUGAGUGUGGGACAGACAUCUGGCUGCUGAAGAACUUUUAACAUGAACCUGCUGUUUGUGAUCUAAAGACCUCUUCACAAUGGCAGCGUCAUUUUUAAAGAAUAUUUAAAAGUUACCUCAGUAUUUGUAACCUCCUGUCCGCUGCUUUGAUAGGUCUGGAUGAGUUAAAGCAAAAUUGUCUGCAAUUCUGGUUUGUAUAGCCUCGACCAGCUCUAUUAGUGUCAAAUCAGUUAAAGGAGGGGCGCCCUGGUAGCUCACCUGGUGGGGCAUGCACCCCAUGUACCAAGGCUCAGUCCUUACCUGAGCGGCCCAGGAUUCAAAUCCGACCUGUGGCCCUUUGCUGCAUGUCUUCCACCUCUCUCUCUCCCACUUUCUUAUCUACAACUAUCCUGUCCAUUAAAUGCUAAUAUAUAUAUAUAUAUGAUCAGUUAAAGGACAAGACGUGUGCAGUUGCAGCAUCUGGAGAGCGUUGUGUCCUAUCUUUCUUCAUUACCUCUACUGCUUCUACUUCUGUUGCUGUUACGGUGUCCCUUCACACGCGACAUCUUGUCACAUUUGAUCAGUGUCGUCUUGAUGCAAGCCUCUUUAAAGCUGUUGACAAUCACAUCAGAGUUUGAGAGCACAUCCAGCAUACACCAAUCCAAUAUGAUGUGCAGUAUUAAAAUGCUUUAUUCAUGCAUAUAGUGGCAGACCUAGACACUUUUUUUGCAGUAAUUUUUGACAUAUGAAUGAAAAAACUAAUAACUCUAAAAGUAGUAGACAGGAGGUAAGUGAGACACUCCUACUGCCAAGAGGGGUUUUCUUUUAUAUCGGUAUUAGCAUUUGUAUGUGUGCAAGUACAGCAAUAGUAGUUACUGUCAAACAUACAUUCAAGUAUUUGUCAGUACAUUUUCAGUAAAACACUUUUAUUUUUGCAUCUUACAUGGUUUUCUUUUACUAACAGAACAUUUAAUACUUCAUUCAACCUUUAUUUAUACUCACGAGAUCAUUGAGGGGCGACCCUGAAAUGUAUGUCUGUUUUGUUGUUCUGAUGGAAUAUGCAAUUGAUACCAAUGUCUAUUUUUUAUUAUUAAUUCCUUUGCAUUUUACUAAAGGAAAUGCAUUGUCACUAAGGUCAAAUGAUGAGGGUGCUGCUGUUGUUACCUUUCCAAGUCUUUUAAAUGCUGUUAGUUUGAAUAUUUUACAGUAAAUUUGUCUGCAGUGGAAUGACCACAAUUUGCAUGCGGUCUUGAUGCAAUUUGUGUUUCUUGGCCUCUCCGUGAGCUUGAUGUUUUAUGUUGAACUCAGUCAGACCUGGUUUGUAGGUGAUUUCAUAUUGAAAAGCUGUGUAAUAUUUUGAA